This is a messenger RNA of Adineta steineri, 1316 nucleotides long. Lineage: Eukaryota; Metazoa; Rotifera; Eurotatoria; Adinetida; Adinetidae. The record is from the annotation of a GenBank genome assembly.
AUGAGCGGAUCAGAAUCAAAUAUUCGUCAAUCGCGACAACGUAUGGCUCAAAACUACCUUCUCGUUUGGGUAGAUGCCAGCAUUGACGAAGCUGACAAAGACUGCCAAGAUAUAUUGGCGCAACUGAAGAACGUGGUCAACGAUGUUAACUUAUGUACUGCACCGGAUCAAUGUAUUCAAAUACUCAACCAGGUUGAUAAUAAAAGAGUCUUUGUCAUAACAUCAGACUCUUUAGGUCAAUAUUUGGUUUCUGAAAUACAUGAUAUGUCACAGUUAGAUGCAAUUUAUAUCUUCUGUGACAACAUAUCCACACAACAAGAGUGGUCACAAAACUGGACAAAGAUCAAAGGUGUUCAUACAAGCAUUAAAGAAAUUUGUCAAGCAUUGCAAUUGUCUGUUAAACAAUGCGAUCAGGACUCAAUUGCAAUAAGUUUUCUUCCGAUAGAUGAAAUAGCUUCAAUUGACAAUUUAAAUCAGUUGGAGCCAACUUUCAUGUAUACCCAGCUAUUGAAGGAAAUUCUCCUCGAUAUCCAAAAUAGUCCUAAGGCAAUGCAGAAUUUAGUAGCUUGUUGUCGCGAAGUUUUUACUGGCAAUCCAAUUGAAUUACAAGUCAUUAAUGAAUUCGAACAGAAUUAUCUUCCCGCACGAGCAAUAUGGUGGUAUAUACGUGGGUGUUUUACCUAUAAAAUGCUCAAUCAAGCACUUCGAACUCGAGAUGUCGAUAUGAUCAUUAAUAUGGGCUUCUUUCUACGUGAUGUACAUCAACAAAUUCAACAACUGUACGAACAACAGGUCAGCAAUUAUGGAGGAAAGUCGUUUGUAGUUUAUCGAGGACAAGGUCUUCAGCAAUCAGACUUUGAAAAACUUCAGAAAACAAAAGGUGGACUGAUGUCAUUUGAUAAUUUCUUAUCAACCAGUAAAAAUGAACAGGUGUCUCUUGGUUUUGCUCAAUGUGCUUCAGCGAAACCGAAUAUGGUGGGCAUUCUAUUCAUAAUGACCAUUGAUCCUUGUAUUAAAUCAACACCCUUUGCUUUCAUCAAAGAGGAGAGUCACUUUAAUGAAGAAGAUGAAAUUCUCUUCUCAUUGCAUGCCGUCUUUCAAGUGAGUGCAAUUAAACAAAUGGAUCAUGAGAAUCAGCUUUAUCAAGUUGAAUUACAAUUAAUAUCGGAUGAUGAUUAUCAACUACGACUACUUACUGAUCGAAUACGAAAAGAAGCUGAUGGUACUGGAUGGAAAAGAUUUGGUGAAUUAUUGCUUAAAACUGGUCACUUUAAUAAAGCUGAAGAAUUUUACAACACCUUACUCGAACAGACAUC